UUAUGAUUAAUGUCAUUUCUCCAUUCUCCGUUACUACCCAGGUUGUAUUUGGUUGCCUGACAUCAACCUUGUAAAUGAGUCAUUAGUCGAAGCCUAAAGAUUUGAUACCUCGUUACUACUACGCUUAGAUUUGCGCAGUUGCCGCUUUCUGUGAUUCAGCGCCUACAAAUACACCGCGUCUCCAUCGGUUACAUCGGACCACGUGUGCAGGAUACCCUUUGGUCGAAGUUAUUUAUUAUCUUAUUUUAUGAAGCGGUCUUUGGGGGGGGGGAAAGUAUAUUAUGAUUACUUGUCUUCCUUGACCGUGUUCUCAGCAUUACUACUUCUAUUACCCACCUCGGCAUAGCCCUUGAAUCGAGUGGCGUUGCUGCCAAGACUGCUUAGUCAUUAGUGGAACUGGAUGCCUUGUUGUUACCUGAAAAAUUCGGCACCCCCCGUUUUCCUGAGGAACCUACACCCUUCAGUGUGCCACUGAGAAGGACUCCAAGAUCGACGCCUCUCUCUUUUUUCUUAUUAUAGCGUACUCAUCUUCAACCUGAGCUCUUCACGACUGUCAACCUUUGAAAUCAGAUUAUCAUCCACGAGAGUUCCUUUCUUAGCUCGUCCUCAUCUAUCCUAACAACCCGCCUCAUCUCAAUUGACGGCGGGGUCCACUACGAUAUGGGAGACGGUUCUGAUUAUCCUAGCCCACGAAGCGAAGGUCCCGGCGGGCCUGCAACUGUCCUUGUUCCUGCUGCUCAAGAACCUCUCCCUCCAGCACCCAAAAUGACUGAUCAACUGUCUCCAAGUUUUAUGGAAGGAACUCGUCCGCGACUGUCGGUGAGACGGGCGCGAGAUCCACCCAAGAACGCUGCAGGCCAGAUUUAUUGCGACCAUCCUGAGUGUCAGCACGCGCCUCCGACGUUCCGCCGCCCUUGCGAAUGGAACAAGCACAUGGACAAACAUGACCGCCCUUACAAGUGCUUAGAACCUGGAUGUGACAAGAUUCAAGGAUUCACGUACUCGGGUGGCCUUUUGAGACACCAGCGCGAAGUGCACAAGAAAAACAUAAACGCCAAAAAGCCUUUGAUGUGCCCAUAUGCCGACUGCAAUCGCAGCACAGGUAACGGAUUUACGCGUCAAGAGAACUUAAAGGAACACCUUCGACGCCGUCAUAUGCAUACCGACAACGGACACGCGUCAGAACUAUCUAUUGUGCCAGUGCCUGAACUGGAUGGUACCGCGGCCCUUCCAGUCACCUCGCCUGUCAAGCGGAAACGUGACUCGAUCGAUUCGGUCGAAAUUCCUGACGAAGAAGAAAACGGCGUUGAUUUGCGGAAUGAAAUCAAGAGACUGCGACGCGAAGCCCAAAUGAAAGAUCGGCGGUUGGAGGAGUUGGAAAGAAUCGUUGCGGAUUUGCAGCAGAGGAUUCCGCAGACUGCCGUCUCGCAGGGAUAGGUGGGCUCGGAUUGUGGUCUCAUGAGAAAUAUUAAUCUGCAAUACGUGUAGCUCUUCCACGAGUUGACAUGUUUUCCUUUCUCUUUUCAUUUGGCUUUGCUUUUACCCCUUUGUUAUUU
This is a messenger RNA of Aspergillus caelatus, 1556 nucleotides long. RefSeq names its product putative C2H2 transcription factor. Gene Ontology annotation, cellular component: nucleus. Gene Ontology annotation, biological process: regulation of transcription by RNA polymerase II. The transcript is spliced from 2 exons. NCBI's taxonomy places the organism in Eukaryota, Fungi, Ascomycota, Eurotiomycetes, Eurotiales, Aspergillaceae. Bases 661 to 1437 code for a protein of 258 amino acids. The record is from RefSeq and is a predicted model, not a curated record.